Messenger RNA from Urocitellus parryii (Arctic ground squirrel), 758 nucleotides. RefSeq names its product cyclin-dependent kinase 4 inhibitor B. Gene Ontology annotation, biological process: regulation of G1/S transition of mitotic cell cycle; regulation of cyclin-dependent protein serine/threonine kinase activity; negative regulation of cell population proliferation. The record is from RefSeq and is a predicted model, not a curated record. Lineage: Eukaryota; Metazoa; Chordata; Mammalia; Rodentia; Sciuridae. Gene Ontology annotation, cellular component: cytoplasm; nucleus. Gene Ontology annotation, molecular function: cyclin-dependent protein serine/threonine kinase inhibitor activity; protein kinase binding.
GAAUUCAGUCGCAGCUGGCUCCCCACACUGCCAGAGUCAGGCUGCGGUCGCGCCAGACGCUUUUUCCCAGGAGCAAGCCACGAGCGUCGGCUGGUUCUCCGGCUCCAGAAAAAAACUCAGAUCUAACCACCAGCCACUCGAUCAUUGCACCGGCCGCAAACUGCAGGACAGCGACAGGGGGCUGAAGCUAAGCCUUGCUCUCCUGAGGAGGGUGGAGUGCGCCGCAGCGGUGUGGAACGCCGUGGAGGGUCGCUAAACUCACGGCCAGCGGUGGAUUAUCCGAACCGCUCGGUGUCUGGAGGCUGAGGAAUGCGAGAGGAGGACAAGGGCAUGCUCGGUGGUAGCAGCAGCGAUGCGGGCCUGGCCAACGCCGCGGCACGGGGACAAUUGGAGAAGGUGCGGCAGCUCCUGGAAGCCGGUGCAGAUCCCAAUGGAGUCAACCGCUUCGGGAGGCGCCCRAUCCAGGUCAUGAUGAUGGGCAGCGCCCACAUGGCGGAGCUGCUCUUACUCCACGGCGCAGAACCCAACUGCGCUGACCCUGCUACCCUCACCCGACCAGUGCACGAUGCGGCCCGGGAGGGCUUCUUGGACACGCUGGUGGCGCUGCACCGGGCAGGGGCGCGGCUGGAUGUGCGCGACGCCUGGGGCCGCCUUCCGGUGGACCUGGCUGAGGAGCUGGGCCACCGCGAGGUCGCAGAGUACCUGCGCGCGGCUGCUGGRGACUGAUUGCAAGUUCCCCCAGCUGCCCACAACGACUU